CGUGUUGUGGUGCGCAGGUGAAAUCGCUCCUUCAUUUUCCGCACGCGUUCCUGCGGCUCAGCUGUGUGUCUGAACUCAAUCACUGAACUGAACCUUUUCUGCAGCUUCUGCACUGAAUAAUCACCGUGUGUUUACACCAUGACGAAGGAAGAGGUUAAAGGCUCAGCCGAGGAGGAGCAGCAGGCGGCCCAGUCUAAGAAAGCGCUGAAGAAACAGCAGAAGGAAGCGGAGAAAGCAGCCAAGAAGGCUGAGAAGCAGGCCAAGCUGGCAGCUGAUCAGCAGACUACUGAGGAAGAUGACUUUGCACAGGAUCGUUACGGUGUGUGUGUGCUGCUGCAGUCGCAGGAGAAACUGGACAGGUCGCUGGUGCGGGUGUGUGAGCUGACUCCGGAGAGAGCGGGUCAGACGGUGUGGGUGCGAGCCAGGAUUCACACCAGCAGAGCUAAAGGGAAGCAGUGUUUCUUGGUCCUGCGUCAGCAGCAGUUUAACGUCCAGGCUCUGGUGGCCGUGGGAGAGCGAGCCAGCAAGCAGAUGGUGAAAUUCGCCGCUAAUAUUACGAAGGAGAGUAUAGUGGAUGUGGAGGCUGUGGUGCAGAAGGUGGAGCAGAAGAUUGAGAGCUGUACUCAGCAGGAUAUAGAGCUGCACGUCCAGAGGCUGUUUGUGGUGAGUCAGGCUGAGCCUCGGUUGCCUCUGCAGUUGGAGGAUGCUGUGAGGCCUGAAGUAGAGGGCGAGGAGGAAGGCAGAGCAACAGUGAACCAGGACACCCGACUAGAUAACCGUGUCAUAGACCUGAGGACGACGACGAGUCAGGCGAUUUUCCGUCUGCAGUCAGGAGUGUGUCAGCUUUUCAGAGACACACUCACUAAGAAGGGCUUCGUCGAGAUCCAGACGCCUAAAAUCAUCUCUGCUGCGAGUGAAGGAGGUGCGAACGUCUUCACCGUGUCCUACUUUAAGACGAGUGCGUACCUGGCUCAGUCUCCUCAGCUCUACAAGCAGAUGUGCAUCUGUGCGGAUUUCGACAAGGUCUUCUGUGUUGGACCAGUGUUCAGAGCUGAGGACUCGAACACUCAUCGUCACCUGACGGAGUUUGUUGGUCUGGAUAUUGAGAUGGCCUUUAAUUAUCACUACCACGAGGUCAUCGACUCCAUCACCGACACCAUGGUGCAGAUCUUCAAAGGACUCAGGGACAAUUUCCAGACGGAGAUCCAGACGGUGGGUAAGCAGUACCCCAGCGAGCCGUUUAAGUUCCUGGAGCCGACGUUGCGGUUGGAGUUUAAGGAGGCUGUCGCUCUGCUGCGCUCAGCUGGAGUGGAGAUGGGGGACGAGGAGGAUCUCAGCACACCUAAUGAGAAGCUGCUCGGCCGUCUCGUCAAAGAAAAGUAUGAUACAGAUUUCUACGUCCUGGAUAAAUAUCCUCUGGCUGUGAGGCCGUUCUACACCAUGCCCGAUCCCCACAACGCGAAAUACUCCAACUCGUACGACAUGUUCAUGAGGGGAGAGGAGAUCCUGUCCGGAGCUCAGAGAGUCCACGAUGCUCAGCUGCUCACCGAGAGAGCACUUCAUCACGGCAUCGACUUGGAGAAGAUUAAAGCCUACAUCGACUCGUUCCGUUACGGAGCUCCGCCCCACGCUGGAGGAGGAAUCGGUCUGGAGCGAGUCACCAUGCUGUACCUCGGCCUACACAACGUGCGUCAGACCUCCAUGUUCCCCCGUGACCCCAAGCGCCUGACACCCUAAAGGUCAAAGGUGGCGCUUCCUGGCUGACCUCGCUCACACACACACUCUCUCACCCACACACACACACACACACACACACACACACACACACAGAGAAUGGGGAACAGGAAGCGGCGGGACAGCCGUGAUUAAACGAUGAUAAUAAAUAAAAACCAGCUCACUUUUUUGUAACGUUUGAUACUGAAGUGUGUGAGGAGGUCAGUCCUGACUGGUGAAGGGACAAAGUGAACAUUAAACAAGUGUACUUCGAUCUGUUUAAAGGGAAUCUGUGCUCUAAUGUUGGUGUAAGGGUGGGUAAGGCCACGUCUCAAACCACCCACUACUGUCCUGAAUAGUGUGUGAAAGUAUUACGGCAGUGUUUCUGACAGUUCUGUAAUCUGUGAUUUGGGGGUAAAGUCAAGUAAUAAAUGUUGACAUACGGUUUACGACGCCGAUAUGUGAUUUGGGACGCAGCCCGAGUCUUACGCUGUCUGAGGUCAAUGUUUAUAGACACACACACACACACUCAGAAGUGCACUAGGAUGUGGAUUGAGACGUGGCCCAGGUCUUAUUCUGACUACGAUAAACUUUCAGUUCGGAUCAGUCGUUUUCUACUGGAAUAAUUUUUGCUAGUUAGCACACUAUGCUAGUACACUAAGUAGGGCACAGCUCUAAUGGGGAGUUUUAAACACGUCACCGUUAGAGUGGUUUAAUAAAUAAAUAAAUAAAUUAAUAAAUAAAAAACAUUAAUAAAGAAUUAAAGAGCGCAUUCUCAUUAA
This is a messenger RNA of Pangasianodon hypophthalmus (striped catfish), 2495 nucleotides long. It is a transcript of the gene dars1, whose product is annotated as aspartyl-tRNA synthetase 1. The transcript has 18 exons. The record is from RefSeq and is a predicted model, not a curated record. Gene Ontology annotation, cellular component: cytoplasm; aminoacyl-tRNA synthetase multienzyme complex; cytosol. Gene Ontology annotation, biological process: aspartyl-tRNA aminoacylation. The coding region runs from base 139 to 1737 and encodes 532 amino acids. Lineage: Eukaryota; Metazoa; Chordata; Actinopteri; Siluriformes; Pangasiidae. Gene Ontology annotation, molecular function: aspartate-tRNA ligase activity; ATP binding; RNA binding.